This is a messenger RNA of Liolophura sinensis, 4143 nucleotides long. RefSeq names its product neprilysin-like. Gene Ontology annotation, biological process: protein processing. The transcript has 24 exons. The record is from RefSeq and is a predicted model, not a curated record. Gene Ontology annotation, cellular component: plasma membrane. Bases 95 to 2344 code for a protein of 749 amino acids. Gene Ontology annotation, molecular function: metalloendopeptidase activity. Lineage: Eukaryota; Metazoa; Mollusca; Polyplacophora; Chitonida; Chitonidae.
UUUCUUCAUGCUCCACAUACAUUAUAGAUAAUACUGGAGUCUAGCAGGAUUGAGUGUGGUCCCAUGUUCACCAGGAAGUGGGAAGUCGUAAAGUAUGGUCAUGGCGUUAGGGCCGGGCAAUCGCGGGACGUCAACGGACACUGCGGUGCCUUAUCGUCAAAUGGAUUCAGACAAGAGAGGGGUGGCGGUAUGUAUAGCAGUUAUCACAAUCAUUCUUGUUUCUGUUAUCGCCGGCUUUGCGAGUACAACGCAUUUCUACGAUCAUAGCGAUUCACCAUCGAGCGAUGGGUCUCCGGCCGUUGCCACCCCUGCUAAAACUCCUUAUCCAGGGUCAUUCCGGCCCCCAUUGCUCCACAGGCCACAAGGAAUUCCAGACUACGUUUGGAACAUGGCGAAGAUGAUGUCCGACAGUCAUCCGUGUGAUGACUUUUACAGAUACUCCUGUGGACAGUGGAUGGAGGAGAAUCCAGCAUCGGACUUCCAACAUCAUAGCCCCUUUCAAAACAUGCGAGACGAUGUACACAGCAUUUUAUCUCGGCUUUUGGAUCGUCCAUCGAGCUCACAGGAACCGAAAGCCGUGCAGAAGGCGAAGAGGCUGUAUAAAUCCUGUAUGGAUAUGAAUACAAUCAAUCAGCAAGCUUCCGGACCACUGAUGGAUAUUCUGGGUGAAGUCAAUGCCCACGACAAUGUGGUGGAUAUGCUGGUCGCCAUGGCGAAAUUCAACUCGUAUCCGAUGGGCAUUGUUACUGUCACCAAGGACGCGAAAAACACUACUAGGAACGUUAUAUUGCUGGACCAGCCAUACCUCCCGCUGACUCAGCUUACUCAAGAACAUAAAGAGUACACUGGGUAUAAAAACUUCAUCAAUGAAGUGGUUUACCAGCUGAAUAUCGACAAGAGAGGCCGUGGUAGCAGGUUGAUCAGGGAUGUCUACAGCCUCAUCCGAUUUCAGCAUGGACUCACAGCGCUGACAACAAAGAAGGAAGACCGCCCCAAAAUUGAUGGACUGUAUCACAUGUAUACAUUGGGCGCUCUCAACCACGAUUUCCCUCAGUUUGACUGGAAUCGUUACAUCCGUGGUAUGUUUUCGCAGCCGGAAAUGAACAUCACGUUAGCCGAUGAUCAGCCUGUGUUGGUAUACGCACCUAAUUAUUUUAGGAGAGUUGGGGAAUACGUGUCUAACUUUGACAAGAACACUGUGAAGGACUACAUGCGAUGGAAAUUCAUUGAGGGUUAUCUCCCCUACAUGGCUGAGCGUUUUCGUACUGCGCGACGCAAGCUUCUAAAGGCCGGCGGUUUCAUACUAAAAAGUAUAGAACGGUGGAAGAUCUGUACUCCGGAAAUAGAUGCGUUUCUGUUCAACAUUACGGGCCGAAUGUUCGUGGAGCAAGAGCUUGAUUCUGAUUCUGUAACAGUGACAAAGGAAAUGGUGCAAGACAUACGCAAAGUGUUCAAAGAGAGAAUGCAGGCUGACAGCUGGAUGGACAGUAAGACAAAACAGACGGCAAUCGAAAAGCUUGACGCUAUCCGCGAGCUGAUCGGAUAUCCCCCGGAUAUCAUGAAUGACACCUUGCUGGACCAGCAGUUCGAAGAUUUGAUCAUCACGGACCAUUUCUUUGAUAAUAUAGUGGCUGCUGUAAAAAGGCGACAUUGGUCCAUCUUGCAAAGCCUUCGUCAGCCAGCAGUUCGUGACCGAUGGGACCACGGUGCGACGACUGUGAAUGCGUUUUACAAGUCUGAGAAUAACAUUAUUGUAAUUCCGGCUGGCAUUUUGAGGAAACCGAUUUUCAGCUUGGAGUAUCCGAAAUCUGUGAUUUACUCCAGUCUGGGGUUUAUAGUGGCUCAUGAAAUGACCCACGGUUUCGAUAACACAGGCAGGAAAUUUGACAAAGAAGGUAACUUGGUUGAUUGGUGGUCGGAAACCGCCGAGGCGAGUUACAGGCAGAAAGAUCGGUGCUAUGUGAACCAAUACUCCUCGUAUACCAUUAAAGAUUACACUAAGGUAAAUGGUACGAAAACGCUGGGGGAGAACAUAGCGGACAACGGGGGCAUACGUGACGCUUUCAUGGCAUACACGGAAUGGGUUAAUCGUCAGGCAAAGGUCUCGACCGUGCCGUUUUUAGGACUUACAAAUAACCAGGUGUUUUACCUGGCAUUUGCACAGCGUUGGUGUGAGACUCGAGGCAGCAAGUUCGCUUCAUAUGACGCCAAGAAAAACCUGCACAGCCCAGGAGAAUUUCGUGUUAAAGGGACUUUGCAGAACUCCAAUCAUUUCGCUCAGACAUUCAGCUGCGCAUCUGGAACACUCAUGAAUUUUCGAAGCAAAAAGUGUCGCAUCUGGUAAAUCUCUGUCGCCAGAAAUGGCGUAUUUGGUAGAUCUCUGUCAUCAAAAAUGUCGCAUGUAGUAAAUCUAUGUGGUUGUAAGUGCCGUAUUUGUGGUCUUAAAUCUCUAUCGACAGAAGUGUCGUAUUUUGGUAAAUCUUUCUCAUCAGAAGUAUCGUAUAUUGGUAAAUCUUUGUCGUCAGAAGUGUCGUAUUUGACAAAUCUUUGUCGCUAAAGGUACCGUAUUUAGUAAAUCUCCGCACGCAGAAGUGUUGUAUUUAAUAAAUCUUUGUCGACAGAAAUAUCGUAUUAGACAAAUUUCUGUAUUGUGUUAUUUAGAGUACAUCCCUAUCGUAAAAACUAUAUUAUUUGGUAAAUCUGUGUCGUCAAAGGUAUCACAUUUGGUAAAUUUCUGUCGUUUUGGAAAAAUUUCUGUGCUAAGAAAAAUUAAGUUGAGUACAUCUCUGUCGUCGGAUGUGUUGUGGGAGGUAAAUCCAUGUUGUCUUAGAUAUUAUUUCCUCGUCGGUUGAAACGUCAUAUAUACUUUACGACAAUAAACGUCACAUAUACUUACCACAAUAAACGUCAUAUAUACUUUACCACAAUAAACGUCACAUAUACUUACCACAAUAAACGUCAUAUAUACUUUACCACAAUAAACGUCCACAAUAAACGUCAUUUAUACUUUAUCACAAUAAACGUCAUAUAUACUUAGUACAAUAAACGUCAUAUAUAUUUUACCCACAAUAAACGUCAUAUAUACUUACUACAAUAAACGUCAUAUACAAUUUACCGCAAUUGUCAUGUACAGUUUACCCCAGCCACCAAAACUGUUAUAUAUGAUGGAAGUGUUGUAUAUCACAGCCAAAAGUGUUGCAUAUGAUAAUUUUCGGGACACUCUUUUGUGUGUGAUUUUUUGAGGCCAAAAGUGCUGCUUUAAAUUGUGAUAGUUCCAAAAGUGCGGCUUUAUGUGGUGAUGUCUCAGAACUAAAGUGGUGCUUUAUAUGGUGAUAUCUCGGUAUAAAGAGUGCUGCUUUAUAUGACGAUAUCUCAGAACUAAAGUGCGGAUUUAUGUGGUGAUAUCUCAGAAUUAAAGUGGUGCUUUAUAUGGUGAUAUCUCGGUAUAAAAAGUGCUGCUUUAUAUGACGAUAUCUCAGAAAUAAAGUGCUGCUUUAUAUGACGAUAUCUCAGAACUAAAGUGCUGCUUUAUAUGGUGAUAUCCCAAAACCAAAGUGCUGAUCUGUAUAGUCAUGUCUCGGAACCAGAGUGCUGAUUUAUGUGGUGAUAUUUCGGAAUCAAAAGUACUGUUGUUAUUUGUUCAAAUCUCUUAAUGAGAACUGUUUUAUUCGAUUAUCCCUGCUGUUAGAGCCUGCCGUAUUCUGGACGACAUAAUUCUCUGAGAUCACACACAGUCUCCUUCCUGCUGUGUCCGAAUCGUUUAUGGUAUAUUUUGUACUCUUUAUUCCUCUGCUAUUGUAAUUCAGGAAUCUUUUGUAGAAAGUCAGCCAAACCAUUCUACCCGGCAUGGAGUGGUUCUUACCACUGCUGUCCCUGUGGGACACACGAGUUAUAUUAUAACACGGAUCUGUCUCAUCAUGGAUUUUUAUUCUAUAAAAAUAGUAUUUUCUUCAUUUCAAAUAAGUUGUUUUAGUAAUAAUUAAUUUAUUGUAAUUUGAUAAUCUAUCUUUCAAACAUACGCUUGUCAUAAACAGGAAACAUCACUUUUUCUUUAUAUGGGCUAAUUAAAUCAUUAAAUUUAUUCAACUGUUUGAAAAAACAAUUUUUGGAUGUUUAUUUUUUACCAAUUACGAUUCAAUAAAA